Molecule: messenger RNA, 3280 nt
Organism: Gastrolobium bilobum
Lineage: Eukaryota; Viridiplantae; Streptophyta; Magnoliopsida; Fabales; Fabaceae
Product: protein FAR-RED IMPAIRED RESPONSE 1
Exons: 8
Coding region: 238-2670 (810 amino acids)
Biological process (GO): regulation of DNA-templated transcription
Molecular function (GO): zinc ion binding
Source: RefSeq, a predicted model, not a curated record
GAGGCACAAAGCAGCGAGUGAACCAAGCGAGUUGAGUUCCCCUCCGAUCGAAUUGCUUCCCCAAAUUCCAAAACCCUAGCUUUCCCACUCGCGCUUUUCCCCACUCGCGGAUCCCUUCAUAUUUUCAAACUCGCCGCUCGUGAUCUGCCCCCGCCCUUUAAGGGGCGGCAAUCGAAGUGCACUUUAUAUUGUAGUAGAUAUUAAGAACGGAGUGCAUGUAGUGCAGUGAGUGAAAAUAUGGGUGAUGCAUUACAUGAAGUGCAACGCAGGGGUGGUGGUGCACUUGUUGUUUCUCCUAAGAGUGACAUUGCAUUGUUUGAAGGGGACAGAGAUUUUGAGCCACACAAUGGCAUUGAAUUUGAAUCUCAUGGAGCAGCAUAUUCAUUUUAUCAGGAUUAUGCCAAAUCUAUGGGAUUCACCACUUCGAUCAAAAACAGUAGACGCUCAAAGAAAACAAAAGAAUUUAUCGAUGCCAAAUUUGCAUGCUCUAGGUAUGGGGUUACACCUGAGUCUGACAGUGGGAGCAGUCGAAGACCAAGUGUAAAGAAGACAGAUUGCAAAGCUUGCAUGCAUGUGAAGAGAAGGCCGGAUGGAAAGUGGAUCAUUCAUGAAUUUAUAAAGGAACAUAAUCAUGAACUUUUACCAGCUCUGGCAUAUCAUUUUCGGAUUCAUAGAAAUGUGAAAUUAGCUGAAAAGAAUAACAUUGACAUCCUGCAUGCUGUCAGUGAACGCACCAGAAAGAUGUAUGUUGAAAUGUCUAGGCAAUCUGGUGGCUGUCAAAACAUUGCGUCUAUCUUGGGUGAUGUAAAUUAUCAGUUUGACAGAGGCCAGUAUUUGGCUUUGGAUGAGGGAGAUGCCCAAGUUAUGCUUGAGUAUUUUAAGCACAUUCAAAAAGAGAAUCCCAACUUCUUCUAUUCUAUAGAUUUAAAUGAAGAGCAACGUUUAAGAAAUCUAUUUUGGGUUGAUGCAAAAAGUAUCAAUGAUUAUCUCAGUUUUAAUGAUGUUGUUUCAUUUGAUACCACUUACAUAAAAAGCAACGAUAAGUUGCCGUUUGCUCCUUUUGUUGGAGUGAACCAUCAUUCUCAACCUAUAUUGCUUGGAUGUGCAUUGCUUGCGGAUGAGACUAAACCAACAUUUGUUUGGUUAAUGAAGACAUGGCUUAGAGCGAUGGGUGGGCAAGCUCCCAAAGUUAUAAUCACCGAUCAAGACAAGUCCUUGAAGGCAGCAAUUGAAGAAGUCUUGCCAAAUGUACGACAUUGCUUUUCUCUUUGGCACGUACUGGAAAGGAUAUCUGAAAAUCUGUCUUUUGUGAUCAAACAGUAUAAGAAUUUCUUGCCAAAGUUUCACAAGUGCAUUUUUAAGUCAUGUACAGAUGAGCAGUUUGACAUGAGAUGGUGGAAAAUGGUCCCUAGAUUUGACCUCCAAGAUGAUAUAUGGUUUCAAUCAUUGUUUGAAGACCGGAAAAAGUGGGUGCCAACUUACAUGGGGGAUACCUUUUUAGCUGGAAUGUCUACACCUCAACGUUCUGAAAGUAUUAACUCUUUCUUUGACAAAUAUAUUCAUAAGAAAAUCACCCUUAAAGAGUUUGUGAAACAAUAUGGGAUAAUUCUUCAGAAUAGGUAUGAUGAGGAAGCCAUUGCAGAUUUUGAUACAUUACACAAACAGCCAGCUCUUAAAUCUCCUUCACCUUGGGAAAAACAAAUGUCAACAGUUUAUACUCAUGCAAUAUUUAAGAAAUUCCAAGUUGAAGUUUUGGGUGUAGCUGGUUGUCAAUCUAGGGUAGAGUUUGGAGAUGGAACUAUUUCAAAAUUUAUAGUUCAAGAUUACGAGAAGGAUGAAGAUUUUUUGGUAACUUGGAAUGAGUUGAGCUCAGAGGUCUCUUGCUUCUGUCGAUUGUUUGAAUAUAAAGGUUUCCUUUGCAGACAUGCAUUGAGCGUUCUCCAACGUUGUGGUUGUUCAAGUGUUCCAUCUCAUUAUAUCAUGAAGAGGUGGACCAAAGAUGCCAAAAGUCGGGAAUCCAUGGCAGACAGGACAAGAAGGAUACAAACUAGGGUUCAACGAUAUAAUGACUUAUGUAAAAGAGCUAUUGAUUUGAGUGAAGAAGGGUCAUUAUCUGAAGAGAGUUACAAUGUUGUUUUUCGUGCAAUUGUUGAUUCCCUGAAGAACUGUGUACAUGUGAAUAACUCUAACAACAAUUGUGCAGAAACUAGUAACAAUGCUUAUGGCCUUAGGGAAGCAGAAGAAAAUCGGGGUACCCUUGCUUUGAAACCAAGUAAGAAGAGGAACACACCUCGGAAAAGAAAGGUGCAAUUAGAGCAGGAUGUUAUACUUGUUGAUACUCAAGAUAGCCUGCAGCAAAUGGAUAAUCUUAGCUCGGAUGCAAUAACCCUUAAUGGAUAUUAUGGUACCCAGCAGAAUGUGCAAGGACUGCAGGUACAGUUGAACUUAAUGGAGCCACCUCAUGAUGGUUACUAUGUUAAUCAACAGAGCAUGCAAGGCCUGGGUCCAUUGAAUUCUAUGGCUCCAAGCCAUGAUGGGUUUUUUGGAACACAGCAUAGCAUUCCUGGGCUGGGCCGGGAAUUGGAAUUUCGUCCAGCAACUACUUUUGGAUAUAGCCUUCAGGAUGAGCCCGAUCCCCAUUUUCAUGGCAACAGUUCAAGAAAUACUUAAAAUACAAUUGAAGGAACUUGGACGGCUUCAUUGUCUUGACAACAGUUCAUAUUCAUACUUCAAUGUUUCUGUAAUAUUUUUACCAUUGAAGUACCUCAUAUCUUGACAACAGUUCAACUUCCUGUAUCUUUUACAUGGAAGUUGUCCAUUGUAACUUAAGCUCAAAAAUCUGUCUUCACUUGUCUUCCCUCCCUGAUGGUGGUCACCUCAAAAUGAAUUAUAUUGCAUUCUGCAUUGUCGUUUGUUUCUGGUGGCACAAAAAAUUGGGAAUGAACUGUUCGCCGCAAAUUAGAGUGAGAGAAUGCCCCGAAAAUCUGGUCAGUUUGUCACAAGUAAGAGGCAGAAGUUAAGGUCCUACCAUUGGAACAAAUACAAGCACAUCACUUUUCAUGGUAAUUACACAAGGGAGUCCAUUGGACCGAUUUGUAUAAUCAGAUGUGUUUCUCUAGUGAAAUUGAUGGAGUGAACUUGUACAUCGAAGCUGAUCACAUUUUGGGUUAGAAAUGUAAUGCAAUCUUUGGCACUUUUCCGAAGAUGUUUUAGCUGUUUAGUAUUCCUACCGUAUCUAUAAUAGAUUAAAUAUGAGCGUUCUGAGUUUCUGUAUAUCCAC